Messenger RNA from Salvelinus sp. IW2-2015, 1644 nucleotides. RefSeq names its product GTP-binding protein Di-Ras1. Gene Ontology annotation, molecular function: GDP binding; GTPase activity; GTP binding. Gene Ontology annotation, biological process: signal transduction. Gene Ontology annotation, cellular component: plasma membrane. The record is from RefSeq and is a predicted model, not a curated record. Lineage: Eukaryota; Metazoa; Chordata; Actinopteri; Salmoniformes; Salmonidae.
AGAGAGAGCGAGAGAGAGAGAGAGAGAGAGAUGCAGUAAAAAGAGGAGGACCUGGCUAAACAGCACAUCACGCAUACUGUAAAAUGCUAUUAGCCCACUAUACAAGGACUCUAGCAUCAAUGUAUUUACUUACAAGUGUUACAUGCGGGCAUAUGUAAAUCCGCAAAAUCACAACGGAUCUGGGAAAGUUAGCUUAAAGGUCUUAGGAAACAGGUCUUAGGUAACCUUAGGUCUUAGGGAACAAGUCUUAGGAAACCUUAGGUCUUAGGAAACAGGUCUUAGGAAACCUUAGGUCUUAGGUAAACCUUAGGUCUUAGGAAACAGGUCUUAGGAAACCCCUCCAAGAGGCCCAACAUGCCGGAGCAGAGCAACGACUACCGUGUGGUGGUGUUUGGGGCCGGCGGCGUGGGCAAGAGCUCCCUGGUCCUCCGCUUCGUCAAGGGCACCUUCCGGGACACCUACAUCCCCACUGUGGAGGACACCUACCGCCAGGUGAUCAGCUGUGACAAGAGCGUGUGCACCCUCCAGAUCACCGACACCACGGGCAGCCACCAGUURCCCGCCAUGCAGCGSCUGUCCAUCUCCAAGGGCCACGCCUUCAUCRUGGUCUACUCRGUCACCAGCCGCCAGUCRCUGGAGGAGCUCAAGCCCAUCUACCAGCAGGUGCUMGCCAUCAAGGGCAGCGUGGACGCCAURCCRGUCAUGCUGGUYGGRAACAAGAGRGACGAYACCCAGCGUGAGGUGGAGACCAKGGAMGGUGAGGCGCAGGCGYCAYCAUGGAAGUGUGCCUUCAUGGAAACCUCMGCCAAGAUGAACUYCAACGUCAAYGAGCUCUUCCAGGAGCUGCUCACCCUGGAGAAGAAGAGGAACAUGAGUCUGAGCAUCGAUGGCAAGCGCUCCGGCAAGCAGAAGCGUGCCGACAAGCUCAAGGGCAAGUGCAGCAUCAUGUAGGGAGGGAGAGUUGAUGCCUGACCCCUAGAAGGAAAGACUGGGGUUGGGGAGGGUGGUGGUGGUGGUGAAAAAGUGUAGAUGUUCUUUAAGAGAGUCACUUCGAGGAAUGGAGGGAAGGUAGGGGUGGGACGGGGCCUGUCUGAGAGGGGUUAUUUUAUCCCGAAAGAGGUGACCCCCCCCCCCCCCCACAAAGAGGCUAUUCAAGUUCAAAGAGAGGAGAAGAUCAAGCCUUGAUGCAAUUCUACUUUGAUGGGGAAAAUGAAAGAAUAUGGAGCCCUGACAAUUGAUAUCCUCUCAAGUUCAGGGCAUUAUUACUAACUCAGAGCCCAUUUCAAUAUUAUUCACACCACGUUCGCCCUCUUCURCUAUAGCUGUCUCUCUCCUGCUAAUAUGAUACACCCUGCAAACAAUAAUGAGUUGUUAAGACGUCCCCAGGACAUCACAAAAUGGUCGCCUAAAGUCGUCAGGAUGUUGUGUCAUGGUCCCCUGGAGGUUUUGUCUAGUUCCCGGUUUGUUCCGAGGAUGUUUUUAGGACGUUCUUGGGACGUUGUGCCAUAGUCCCAUGGAGACUUUGCACUUUAAAUUUAAUCUCAGCACUGUGAAACAUACACUACUACCCGUUUGGGGUCACAUAGAAAUGUCCAUAGAAAGAAAAGCAKAUUUUUUGUCCAUUAAAAUAACAUCAAAUUGAUC